CACUACAGACGAGGUCAGUCUUGCGCACACACCACACCACUGAAAUUCACGAUGAAGAAAUAACGAAUAUGAUUGGCUGUAUCCUAUGUUAUGAAUUGUGAUUGGAUAAAUCGUUCCAUGCCUUUUCAGAACACAUACCAGGAGCGUAAACGCAAGGUGUGAUAACGCAGCGUCAUGUUGACAGCACAGAAAGCGUGUGCGUCCUUGGCUGCCCAGCGGUUACUAGUCGCUGCCCGCACCGCUCCCUGUCUAGACACUUAUCAGGGCAGACGUUUCUGGACCGCGACAGCGCGGCGCGAUGAGAUCAAGCUGCACGAAAGCUGGGCUAACCUGGCCAAGAAACAGCUGAAAGGGAAGAACCCAGAGGACCUGAUCUGGCGCACGCCGGAGGGCAUCUCCAUCAAGCCAGUGUACACUAAAGUCGACUCAGCAGCUGGUGCUGAUGAACUUCCAGGCGUGUUCCCCUUCACUCGGGGUCCUUACCCCACUAUGUACACGUUCAGGCCGUGGACGAUUAGACAGUAUGCCGGCUUCAGCACAGUGGAAGAGAGUAACAAGUUUUACAGAGAUAACAUUAAAGCUGGCCAGCAGGGUCUUUCCGUGGCCUUUGACCUGCCCACUCACCGUGGAUACGACUCUGACAACCCCCGUGUUCAUGGUGAUGUGGGCAUGGCCGGUGUGGCCAUUGAUACAGUGGAGGACAUGAAACUGCUCUUCGACGGCAUUCCCCUAGAGAAGAUGUCUGUCUCCAUGACAAUGAAUGGUGCAGUCAUCCCGGUGUUAGCUAUGUUCAUUGUGACGGGUGAGGAGCAGGGUGUGGGCAAGGAGAAGUUGACUGGCACCAUUCAGAACGACAUCCUCAAGGAGUUCAUGGUGCGCAACACCUAUAUCUUUCCUCCGGAACCCUCCAUGCACGCCAUCGCUGACAUAUUUGCCUACACCUCUAAGAACAUGCCCAAGUUCAACUCCAUCUCGAUCAGUGGCUACCACUUGCAAGAGGCUGGAGCCGACGCCAUCCUGGAGCUGGCCUACACCAUUGCCAACGGACUGGAGUACUGCAGAACUGGGCUCAAAGCUGGCCUGACCAUUGAUGAGUUUGCACCCAGGUUAUCCUUUUUCUGGGGCAUUGGCAUGAACUUCUACAUGGAGAUUGCCAAACUGCGGGCUGCCAGGCGCCUGUGGGCCACGCUGAUCAAGGAGAACUUCCAGCCCAAGAACUCCAAGUCCCUGUUGCUACGGACCCACUGCCAGACCUCGGGGUGGUCCCUCACUGAACAGGACCCAUACAACAACGUGAUCCGCACGGUCAUCGAGGCCAUGGCGGCAGUGUUCGGCGGCACCCAGUCCCUCCACACCAACUCGUUUGAUGAGGCGCUAGGCCUACCCACCGUCAAGAGUGCCCGCAUCGCCCGCAACACCCAGAUCAUCAUCCAGGAGGAGUCGGGCAUCCCCAAGGUGGCAGACCCGUGGGGUGGCUCUCACAUGAUGGAGGUGCUCACUAACGAUGUCUACGAUGCUGCGCUGAAGUUCAUCAAUGAGAUCGAGGAGAUGGGGGGAAUGGCGCGGGCAGUGGCUGAGGGUAUCCCCAAACUGCGCAUUGAGGAGUGUGCUGCCCGAAGACAGGCACGCAUCGACUCAGGGUCAGAGGUCAUUGUUGGAGUAAACAAGUACCGUCUGGAGAAAGAGGAGACGGUGGAAGUGUUGGCAAUCGAUAACACCAUUGUGCGCAACAAGCAAAUUGACAAACUUAAAAAGGUGAGAGAGACUCGUGAUCCUGAGGCUGUGAAGAGAUGCUUGACGGCCAUCGAAGAGUGCUCUCGCACCAGGGAAGGCAACCUCUUGGCAUUGGCCGUGGAGGCAUCCCGGGCAAGAUGCUCUGUGGGUGAGAUCACUGAUGCCAUGAAGACCGUGUUCGGAGAGCACAAGGCAAGCACGCGCAUGGUGAGCGGCGCUUACCGCAGUGAGUUCGGCGAGUUGGAGGAAAUUUCCCUGGCCCACAAACGGGUGGUGCAGUUCAAAAGUCAUGAGGGCAGAAACCCGCGUCUCCUGGUGGCCAAGAUGGGGCAAGACGGCCAUGACCGGGGGGCAAAGGUCAUUGCCACAGGAUUCGCUGAUCUGGGCUUCGACGUUGACAUUGGACCACUCUUCCAGACGCCCCUGGAGGUGGCUCAGCAGGCGGUAGACGCGGACGUGCACUGCGUCGGAGUAAGCACGCUGGCGGCCGGCCACAAGACGCUGGUCCCCGAGCUCAUCAAGGAGCUGAGGAACAUGGGCCGUCCUGACAUCAUGGUCAUCUGCGGCGGAGUCAUCCCACCCCAGGACUAUGAGUUCCUGUACGAGAGUGGGGUGUGUUGUAUCUUCGGGCCAGGGACCAGAAUCCCACAGGCAGCUGUGGAGGUCGUCGACAACAUUGAGAAAAGUCUGGAGAAGAAUCGGCAGGCCAUGUAAACACACAAGCUAUAUUUAGAAUGCUGGAAUUUGCUGUGGCCUUCUGACACAAGUGUUUAGAGAGGUUUUUUUUUAUGUUUGUAGCAGCAGGGGUUGAGAUUUAAUACAGAAGCCAGAAUAGACUUGCCUCUUUCCACUGGUCUGAACUGCUCUGAAUUCAUACUCAUCAUUGCCAUCACUCUGAACACUUUAAUGACUGUUUGUUUGAAGUAGCAAGGGAAGAUAUUUUGUUCAUAGGCUAAAGUGUACUUCUGUCUAUCGAAGCGAUUUCUGACUCGGCAGCCAUUUUUGUAAAACAUAUUUUCAAUACUUACACAUGAGGACUUUAUUUUAGUUUUUGGGUUGAACACGAUUUUUGUGACAUUUGACUAAUUUCUAUGUGUGAUGUCAAUGAAGCUGCUGUAGCCCUGUUGUCUUUCCACUGAACCAAAUCUUGGCAUCAUUCUGAAAUACUAAAAUGUUGGUUCAUUUUCAACUUCCUCGUUGACAUUUAAUUUUGGCCAUCCUUAUUCAAUAUUACACUCAAAAGUAGGCUACUUAUUGUUACAAAUGAUGAUGAUCUGUGUGUAACGUCAAUCAGAGAUUGCCCCCCACACACACACACACACACACCACCACCCCCAGGGCAGGAUCAAAGCCUUCUGUUCUCUGAUCCUGCCCUGGUUAAGGUCCACUCGGCGGAUGAAAGUGUAAUGGCGCGAGGUAAUUCUCUCUCUCUCUCCGUCUGUCUCCAUUCUUCUCUCGCUCUUCCUGUUCCCAUUUCGUCCUUCCCUCACUCCUCUCUUCCUCCCUCCCUCUCGCCCUCCCUCACUUGCUUUCCUUCUGUUUGACUGUUUCCCUUCCUAUCUCACCACACUCCAUCGCUCUCUCUCUCUCUCUCUCUCUCUCUCUCUCUCUCUCUCUCUCUAAAACACACACACACACACACACACAUAGACUUUAUUUUCUGUGUCCCACCCCAUUGGUGGGAAGUUGGGAACUUUUUGCAUCCUAAACCACAGUGGAGUCCACUGCAAAUGUUCUUGUGUGUGUGUAUAUCAGGCCCAGUCACACACAUUCAUUGGCUUAGUAUUACUACCCUGUUGUUGUUGUUAUUAUUGUUGCUGUUAUGCUUUCCCCCUAUUUUCCCUCCCUGUUAUGUUUUUCCUCUUCUAUUUCUUGCUUUUGCUUUCUUCAAUUCUUCUUUCUUUUUUCAAUCUAUUUUCAUCUCUUCUUCAAAAUAAUAAUAAAAAAAAAAAAACUCAUGACCACUAUGAUUAUAACCAUAAAGGGUUGGGUUGUAAUCCACAUCAGGCCGGAUCCAAGUCAGACUCAUUCCGUCUGCUUUUUGGCAGAGGACCAUGAUCGGUCAGCUAAAGACUGGGGCUGUAAUGUGUCAAGGCCACUUAUCAGCCCUACUCUCCAUUGUGUUGUCACUUUGGCAACUGAGAGCACUAAUUCUGCCUUUGCAAUAGUAAGCUGUCAGGACUGUCUGUUUGCCUGUUCCUUUUGCCCAAGCUGCCACCUCCUCUUCCACAGACACAUUGAUCUAAUCGGGACACAUAUUUAGUGGAUCUCUAUGGACAGUCUUGAAUUUCCCCUGGGGAUCAAUAAAGUAUCUAUCUAUCUAUCA
Messenger RNA from Alosa alosa (allis shad), 4060 nucleotides. It is a transcript of the gene mmut, whose product is annotated as methylmalonyl CoA mutase. The record is from RefSeq and is a predicted model, not a curated record. The coding region runs from base 175 to 2448 and encodes 757 amino acids. Gene Ontology annotation, cellular component: mitochondrion. Lineage: Eukaryota; Metazoa; Chordata; Actinopteri; Clupeiformes; Clupeidae. The transcript is spliced from 13 exons. Gene Ontology annotation, molecular function: cobalamin binding; metal ion binding; methylmalonyl-CoA mutase activity.